Molecule: messenger RNA, 3511 nt
Organism: Amphibalanus amphitrite
Lineage: Eukaryota; Metazoa; Arthropoda; Thecostraca; Balanomorpha; Balanidae
Product: arginyl-tRNA--protein transferase 1-like
Exons: 10
Coding region: 127-1626 (499 amino acids)
Biological process (GO): protein arginylation
Cellular component (GO): cytoplasm
Molecular function (GO): arginyl-tRNA--protein transferase activity
Source: RefSeq, a predicted model, not a curated record
GAGAUACCGAGAAACGCGGGCGAGCUUGCAAGACACCGAUGAAGUGCGAGAGCCGAACACCACCAUAAUGUGACUUGAUUGAUUUGAUUAUGCCUCAAUCAAGACAAAUGACAUAGGCUUGCUACAAUGUCUCGUAAUUAUUCGAUUGUCCAGCUGUUUCCUGACAGCCCAGGACACCAGUGUGGCUACUGCAAGUCUAAAAAAGGAUUUAUAGCUCAAGGUAUGUGGGCGCACGCGCUCGAUGUGCAGGAGUACCAGGCACUGCUGGACCGCGGCUGGAGGCGCAGCGGCUGUUACUGCUACAAGCCGGUCAUGCACGAGAUCUGCUGUCCGCCCUACACCAUUAGAUGUGAUGCUCUUGGGGUUAGGCUGACCAAGUCUCAGAAAAAGAUUGCCAAACGAAUGCGCAGUUUUCUUCGCAACGGCAGCGCCAAGCUAAAUCAACAAGAGAUGUCAGCUGGCGACGAUACUAUGGAUGGCAGUGUGGAGCACGGUCAUGUCGACCUGGAAAUUGAUGCCGAAACACUGGAGAAGAUGGCGUCCAGGGCCAGUGGCGACCUGCCCCAGGGCGCUGCGCUGCUCAACGGCGACCUGACAGAUUCACCCCGGACGAAAGCAGAGGGGCUGUCGGACAUGACGUCCUCAGAAACCGGCGAGUCGGCUGGGCAGACGACAGCCACCACCAAGUCAUCGGAGCGGCCUGCGUCAUCGGCGUCGCAGACGUCGGUCCAGCCAGGCGAGGGCAUGGAUCCAUCCCGGCCGCCCUGUAAGAAGCAGAAGGCCCUGCGCCGGGAGCGCUGGCGGAAGAAGCACGGUGACGCGCCGCUGCCGGCCGCCGGCGCGGGCGGCGGCGGCGCGCCCACUCCGCUGGAGGAGCUGCUCAAACCGCCCGAGGACGCCAAACACACGCUGGAGCUGCGGCUGGUGUCCACGGCCCCGUCCAACCGCGAGUUCGCCUCCACCAAGGCGGCCAGCUACCAGGUGUACAAGCAGUACCAGAUGGCCGUCCACGGGGACACCGAGGACAAGUGCUGCAUGCGCACUUUCGAGCGCUUCCUCUGCGCCACCCCGCUCAAGGGGGCACCACCGUACGGCGCCUACCACCACCAGUACUGGCUGGACGGGGAGCUGAUCGCCGUCGGAGUCCUGGACGUGCUGCCCUCCUGCGUAUCGUCCAAGUACUUCUACUACCUGCCCCGCUUCGGCUUCCUCUCGCUGGGAACGUACAGCAGCCUCAGGGAGCUCGAGCUGACUCGCCAGCUGCAGCGCAGCCGACCAGAGCUGCGCUACUACUACAUGGGAUACUACAUCCACACGUGCCCCAAGAUGCGCUACAAGGGCCGGCUCGGCCCGUCCGACCUGCUCUGCCCGGAGACGUACACCUGGCACCCUCUGUCCGCCUGCGAGCCGCUGCUCGACAAACACAAGUACUCCCGGUUCGCGCCGGCCGGGCCGCCGCUGCCGGCGCCCGACCUGAGCGCGGCGCUGGUGCUGUACGACGGACAGCCGAUGCGCUACCGGCGCUACCAGCAGCUGCGCGGCGCCAGCGACCAGCAGGAGAUGGGCCAGUACCUGCGGCUCGUCGGACCAGCCGUCGCCUCGCAGACACUGGUGUUCAGGGAGUGAGGUGGGCGGCCGGGCGCGUGGUAAGUCUCCAUGCCCCGCAUAGGGAAAUAGUGCAAGCGUGACACCCACUCCUGAAUUUUAGAUUAAAGUGUGGUCACGAUCCGCCAUCGGUACAUUAGUUAUAUUAUCCCCCUCUCCCACUUCUCCAAUAAAUGAGGGUGAUUGGCCUCUCCAUACAGAUAAUUCGUCAUAACUCUAGAAUGGAGCGAUGAACUUGAAUCUUCCUGUAACUUCAACAUAUUCAGCGAUUAACGUGAAUCUUCCCGUAAUUUCUACAUAAAUUUCGCAUUGUUAUGGAUUUCGCUUGAUUUUGUCUAAAAUUUUCUCAGUUAUUACUGAUUCUCAGAUGGCUGUCGGUUUGCUAAAAUUAUUAUUUUUGUCCUCCGAAAUCGAGUUUGCAUCAAGUCUGAAACAUCUCCUUAAAUGUCUUCACUUUUCAGUCAGUAACUGGUCAAAUUUGGUGGUAUAAUCAACACUGCGAUCACGACAGCCCUAAUUGUAAAGAAAUUAGGUACAUUCGUUUCCACAAAAGUUAUAUAGGAAAACUGCAAAUUUUCAUCCAUAUCGGACAAUGAUGAUGUCCAUAUGCCCACAGUGCCCGUUCUUUGGAUCUGCCAGUGCGUGUUCUCAAAAGUCAAAUUUUAUUAAAAGUAGUGUUUUUAAUGUUUAUCUCGGUGAGACGAGACCUUUCCAACGUUCUUUGCGCAUCUCGCUGCAAUGCUGAGUUUUGGAGAUAAUAUGCGGGGUGCUAAACGUCCCUCCUGAAACAAUGGCAGUCGGCCGAAGGCCCAGCCAAGCCGUGCGGGUCAACUUUUGAUACCACCGCAACUAGGUACCACUGACGACUGCCGGAAGCGCGUUAGUCUAAUCGUGAGUUGUUUUCAAGGCAGGAAUUGGGUUCACUGGCUGCGCAGUCCGGAACGUGCCGGUAGUUUUGUUUUGACACCUUGCGUUUUUGGUGUGGCAUUCACGUGCCUGUGAUGUUGUGAUGCGUCUGCCGGCGGGGUGCAGCGUUACGCGGCGGCUAUACUGGCAGGAGAGGAUCAGCCAAAUGGGGCCGCCUGGUGACUGAUCUGAGUGCGACUGGCUGUGGCGGCAGCCUUACUUACAAAUGAUGUGCAGAUAUCUUACAUCUAUCAUGUGUGGGCUCUUUUGUUUUCCAGAGAUCUUUGCACCUAAUAUAGGUAUACAGCCUUUAUUUUAUGAAAGUCGCUCUGGUAAUUAGAUUUAUGAUUGUCUCGAAAAAUUGAAACGCGUUCAACGCUGUUGUUACGUCAUUAGAUAUGUCCUGUGUGGCUUACAGUUUUGUGCUGUAGUAGUCUGAUUGCUUUGUUGUAUAUUUCCGUAUUUCUCAUCAGACUAUAUUAUCUGCCUUAGCAAGGCACACCUACUAUAGGUAUCCAUCACCAGUUUCAGAUUAACCUACGAUACUAACUACUUACCGCCGGUGGGAGCCGGCUGUAGCGAGGCGCCGCUGUGCGUCUGCGCGUGUGUAUGUGUGUGCUGCGGUCAGUUGCCUGUCGCCCCGCCCUGGGCUAGUGGUCGGUGACGCCGCCUGUGAUACGGACACUGCCUGCCGGCCGCGGGAGCGAUCACCGGGGAUGGUCGGCCGGACAGGCGAAUGCGGGUCGGUUGCUCAAGGCGGGACGGUCUUCUCAGGCGACGCAGAAAUGAUGUGAGCCGCGGCGCUUAUGGCAUAAUACUGGCCAGGGGACAGCGACGGCUCUAGCGAAACCUUUGCCACACAAUCGACCGGAUUUGUGUUGCAGCUUGCGCUUGGACGGAUUGAUAUUGUUACUGACCAGUUUUAACUUAGAUAUUCAUUUUCAUAUUCGACGUCGCUUGCCUUCUUGGUUGUUGUGAUUCAAAUACAUCUUUAAACGUG